AUGGCUGGGGACCCUGGGACUGUCCAGCGGCAGGGCUGCAGCCAGGGCCUCUGGGGCUCAGCUGGACACUGGGGGAUGAGUGUGUAUGAGAAACACCUCCCCGAUGCCUCUUCUGCGACACAUCACAGGCCUGCAACGACUGAGGGCGGGGCAAGUAGGGGUGGAGCUUCCAGAACAAAGGAGAAUGGGCAGCCCUGGGGGCCCAGGCUAGGCAUCAAAAAGGCUCUGCAGAGUGAGCAGGCCACAGCAGCAGCCCGCCUUUGUGCCCAGCAGUUGGUCAGACAACCCUCGCUCGCAUCCUCCUGCGUGCUCCAGGCUGGGUGCCCAGCCACGCUGCUCAGAGAGGCCUCCUGCUUGACUGCACCGACACUCGUGUGUGGCUUUCUUUACGUGGCUUGCAUUGCUGCUGCAAUUCCUGACGAGAGCACAGGGAUGGCUGAGAGUGGAGCCAGGAGCCCAGAGGGUCGUCGGCAGCACGCCUUCGUCCCCAAACCUUUUGAUGGAGCCAAUGUAGCCCCGGACCUCUGGCUGUUCCGCUUUGAGGUCAUCAAUGACCUCAACCACUGGGACCAUGUCACCAAGCUAAGGUUCCUGAAAGAGUCCCUCAAGGGAGAUGCCCUGGAUGUCUACAGCGGACUCAGCCCCAGUGACCAGGGAGACUAUGCGGCUGUGAAAGAGACCCUCCUGAAGGCCUUCGGGGAGUCUGGGGCCACCCCCAGCUACCUGCCCAAGGAGAUUGUCUUUGCCAACAGCAUGGGUAAGGGCUACUAUCUAAAGGGGAAAAUUGGCAAAGUGCCCGUAAGGUUCCUGGUGGAUUCUGGGGCUCAGGUCUCCGUGGUCCACCCAAGCUUGUGGGAGGAGGCCACUGAUGGUGACACGGACACCCUGCGGCCCUUUGAGAAUGUGGUCAAAGUGGCCAAUGGGGCAGAAAUGAAGAUCAUGGGUAUCUGGGAUACAGUGGUGACCCUGGGCAAGCUGAAGCUGAAGGCAGAGUUCCUGGUGGCCAAUGCUAGUGCUGAAGAAGCCAUCAUCGGGACCGACAUGCUCCAGGACCACAACGCGGUGCUGGACUUCGAGCAUCGCACAUGCACUCUGAAAGGGAAGAAGUUCCGCCUUCUGCCUGUUGGAGGAGCCCUGGAAGAUGAGUUCGACCUGGAGCUCCUAGAGGAGGAGCCCUGCAUGGAGGGGGGUGGCCAGCAGCUCUCCUAUUGAGAAGACCCACUGCAGUGGAGGGAACAGUGCAGAUCCUCAGGGGAGUCACUGGGCUUGGCCAACCUUCUAAAACUGGCUUCCUCCUCCUCCCUCUCCAGGGGCCUUAUUCUGCCCCUGGUGGGGGAGGCUUCCCUUUGAGAAGGCAGAGGUGUGCAGCAGUACAGGCUGGCUUCCUUAGAGGGAGAGAGGGUCCCCGUGGUUGUCAAGCCGCUCUUGGCGGCAGACUCAAAGGCUGGAAGGCGACCGGAAGAGGCUAGAAAUGAUUGUCUUUGAGAGAGGACUGGGGGAUUCCCUCGGCAACCUUGGGGGGCGGCUCGGUCAUCUUCAGGUCCGCGCAGCUGUCUCAGCUGGGCUGGAUACUGCCUACAGGGCCCUCGCCAGCAAGACCCAGCUGCCAGGGGUGAGGGUCACUGCUGCCCGGGGUUCUUCUCUGCUAGGUCUUCCCCCUGCACCAUGUAUGUUUCCUUCCAUAAUGUGUUUUGAAAAGCAUUGCGCUUUGUGCCAAUAAUUCAUUACUUCAAAAACCAAUAAAGAUUGACUCACAGAAAA
Manis javanica (Malayan pangolin) is the source of this 1761-nucleotide messenger RNA. RefSeq names its product aspartic peptidase retroviral like 1 (gene ASPRV1). Gene Ontology annotation, cellular component: membrane. The record is from RefSeq and is a predicted model, not a curated record. Gene Ontology annotation, biological process: proteolysis. Gene Ontology annotation, molecular function: aspartic-type endopeptidase activity. NCBI's taxonomy places the organism in Eukaryota, Metazoa, Chordata, Mammalia, Pholidota, Manidae.